Messenger RNA from Aureobasidium pullulans EXF-150, 4086 nucleotides. RefSeq lists its product as uncharacterized. The transcript has 2 exons. NCBI's taxonomy places the organism in Eukaryota, Fungi, Ascomycota, Dothideomycetes, Dothideales, Saccotheciaceae. Gene Ontology annotation, cellular component: nuclear pore. The record is from RefSeq and is a predicted model, not a curated record. The coding region runs from base 197 to 3880 and encodes 1227 amino acids. Gene Ontology annotation, biological process: intracellular transport.
UGCAGUUCAAACCAUCCGUCAAAAUGCACAAAGUUUUUCAAAAUCAGCAAAGGUCCAGUGAGAGCACGAGAGAGAGGUAGCUGGACAAGUUCGGAAGCUUCGCCGUUGUCUCUGUUUUGCCAAGACGGCAUACUUGCUUUCACUUGUCGCGCUUUCUCUCACAAAAAAACAUCACAACAUCAUCACACCAUCAACCAUGUCAAAACGCGUAGCUGACGGUCAGGGCGGUGCAGAGCGCUACGGGAUCUCGAACGACGAAGAGACGAGGGACGGCGCCAUGGACCCGCCUCGUAAGGCGACCGCUGCCCAGCUAGCAAAGCGAUCAAUCAAACCUCUAAAAGGCCGCCCGUCAUCCAGAUCUUCUUCGCCGUCAAAGUCAACGCCUGGCUUCGCCAAUCCGUUUGGCUCCGACCUCAAUUCCUUCGGCCAAAGCGCACCAGCAGCCACCAGUUUCGACUUUGGACAGUCGACCACACAGAACAAUCCGUUCAACUCAAUGUCGACGUCACAGAGCUUCCCUCCCAAUGCCCCUACCAAUCCACUCAGCUUCGCACCACCUCAGACAUCGAGCUUCAACUUCGGCGCACCCGCUUCCACUUCGGCACCCUCAGGCACAUCCUUCACAUUCGGCUCGACACCAGCGUCACCGGCACCCUCAGCUCCCGCAUCGCCGGCACCUAGCUUCAAUCCCUUCGCUGCCAUGUCGACGCCCUCGUUCAGCAGCGAACAGCCCAUCAGUGCAGCCGAGAUUCGCGAGAUCGAGUCGGCCGGUCCCACCUUGAGCCACCAAGGCAAGCUCGACCAGCUCGCCAACAUCGUGCGUCACAGCGAGCCCAAGUACAAGGAUGCCGACCUUGGUGGACUUGACCUUUCGGCGCUUCCAGCAGCAGUCCAAAGGAAGAUGCUCGACUUUGUGCGCGCCAUCAACGGUGCUAAGGUUCCUGCACCCGCUUUCAGCUUCGGAGGCCCCGCUGCUUCGCCUGCACCAGCAAGUCCGUCUGCCUUCAGCUUUGGUCAAUCCACGACUGCCGCUGCUACUCCAUCAAGCCAACCUGACGUCUCUUCAUUCGGUGCAUUUGCAGCUUCAACUACCAAGAAGGACGAGCCUCCUGCUAAGGCUCCUGCACCCGCCUUCAACUUUGGAGGCGCCGCUGCUUCGCCUGUACCAGCUGCCUCGUCUUCCUUUACCUUUGGAGCCUCAACGGCUACGCCGCCUUCUCCUGCUCCCACGCCAGCCUUCAACUUCGGAGCCUCCACAGUUGCGUCUGCCUCUCCUGCUCCUGCGUCUGCAUUCAACUUUGGUGCGACGACGGAAAAGGAGGAUGAGACUGCACCCAAGCCCGCCACAAACGCCUUCAACUUCGGUGCGACAACGGAAAAGAAGGAUGAGACAGCACUCAAGCCUUCUACAAGCGCCUUCAACUUCGGUGCUGCCGCAGCCCCUGCUGCUCCUUCAUCUCCCAAGCCAGCCGAAAAGAAGCUUCCCUCUUUCGCCUUUGGUGCUCCCGCUGCUUCCAAACCUGCUGAAGAUGUCUCUUACCCUAGUUUGGACAAGGUCUCUUCUCAAGAGUCGUCUCCUGCUCCGACAUCCUCGUUCAGCUUCGGUCAGCCAGCAGCCCCUGCCGCUUCCUCGCCUUUCAAGCCCGCCGCUGCACCCGUCGCUCCUGAGUCUCCCAGACCUCAGAACGUCGAUCUCGGUUCAUCAAUGUUCGGCAGCGCACCCGCUCAGCAAAAGCCCGUCGAGUCUGCCUUCAAGGGCUUCGGUGCUUCGACUUCAGCUCCCCCGCAAUCGACUUCAUCAGCUCCCACUUUUGGCUUCGGAUCUUCCACCAGUGCACAAGCCCCUAGUCCAAGCAAUGCCCUCGCAAAGACAUCUGCACCAGGCGUCGCUACUCCGCCGGCAUCUCCCAUGCAGCCAUCGGAACUGUCCUCUUCGUUGAUCAAGCAGUUGAACGAGUCUCUGCGUGCUCACCUCGCUUCGGCCGAUUCAUCGCAAGAUUGGAGUGCCAUGAUGCGCUUCUAUCUCGAGCAGGUCGCCGAUCUUCGCCAAGAGAACAGUGCUGCACCAUCCACCACAGCCGUCGCCUCUUCCAGUGCUCCCAAGCAGAUUGCCGCUCCCUUGGCUCCUCCUAGCCGCGGCGAAAAGCGCGUUGCCGACGACGAAGUCACCAAGGACGACGACCACCACAAGCGCUCAAAGACAUCCUUCUCGACUCCGACUUUCUCCUCGUCUACCACUCCGACCAAGCCUCUUUCAAGCACUGCCUCUUUGUUUGACGACAUCCUGAACUCUGCAGAGAAGCCUCAGACACCUCAGCCGUCCAAUGUCUUCUCGGCGGCCAGUGCAACAAAGACUCCCGCAGCUCCUGCCACUGCUCCUCCAGUCAAGUCCAACCCAUUCGGCAACAUCGUCCAGAAGGUUUCUGCCACGCCUGCACCUACUGCUUCCAAGUCUGGUUUCGUUCCUCCUGCUGGAGCCCAGGCCUUGCCUUCGUCCAACGGCAUGCCUGCUGCACCCGCCUUUCAGAUCCCCAAGUUUGGCGGCUUCAAUGGCUUGUCUAAAACUGCUCCCAGUUUCCUCGGGUCCUUCGGUCAGAGAGCUGCCGAGCAAGAGGCAAAGGAGCGUGAAAAGCGCAAGGAAGAAGACAUGGAUUCCGAUGAAGACGAAGAAGAGUGGGAGAGAAAGGAUGCCGAGAAGCAGGCUCAGAAGAAGGCCGAACUGUUGGCUGCAAGCCAACCUCUCAAGUUCAACCUAGACACCUCCAAGAAGACCAACAGCUCUGCCUCGGCUGUCUUCUCAUUCGGCAGCACUCCAUCUACCGCAAACACUUCUGCGUCAUCCAACAUCUUCGGCAACCUAUCCAGCAGCAAGCCCGACGACGAGGACAAUGACGGCGACACUGAUGAGGACGAGGAUGUCCAUGCUGCACUGGCCAACGCUUCUCCUGCCAAGCCUGCCGCUGGCAAAAGCCUUUUUGACCGUGUCUCCUUUGACGCCGAAAAGGAAAAGACCUCUGAUGCUCCUAGUGCCUCCUUCAAGUUCAGCUCUUUCGGCAGCUCGGGCCCUGCCUCUGACAAUACCUGGAAGGACACCAACCCUAUCAAGUUCGGUGCUAGCACACUUACUGCCGGUACCACCACUCCUGAUGGUUCUCCUGCCAAGGCUCCUGCUCCCACGUUCAGCUUCGGUGGUGCUUCACAGCCUGCCGGGAAGUCAUCGCCCUUUAGCGGUAUGUUUGGUGCCAAGCCUGCAGAGACCCCCAAGCCUUCUUCUUCUGGCAGCAUCUUCGACGCAGCAAAGUCCUCAGCUCCUACCACUGGCUUCUCAUUCGGUGGCUCUACGGCUGGUCCUUCAGGUCUUGCACCGCCUUCAGGUUCCUCGGUCUUUGCUUCCGCCGCCACAUCUCGCGCCACCACACCCGGUACCACCACCACCACAGACGCCGAAGGCAGUGCUGCCGGAUCGGAGCCUAGCGACACACCCAACGACACCCAAAAGGAUCUGACCGCCUUGACCGCCGAAGAACUUGCCACGUCCAACCUUGUUCACGAAGCUCGCUGCAAAGUGACCAAGUUUGUCAAGGAGUCUGAAAAACAAUGGGUCAACCAAGGUCUCGGCCCCAUUCGCAUCCUCGCCAGCAAGGAAACCGCCAAACCCCGUAUCCUUGUGCGCGCCGAUCCAUCUGGCAAGGUCGUUCUCAACUUCAACCUCCUCUUGAACAAGGACCUGUAUUCGAUCAAGAGCGCCAAGAUGGUUCAAUUGAGUGUGCCAGCUGAAGACAAAAAGCUCGAGACGUUCAUGUGUACAUUCAAGGAUGGUGGCAAGGCCAGCGAAUUUUUGGACAAGCUCCAUGAGGCUAUCACCAAGGCUCAGGGCUAGGGCGGUUUAUGGGGAUUCGGGUUACGGUUCCGUGCAUAUUUUCAGGUGUUUUUCUCUUUUUUCUUUCUGUUUUACUUUUGAUUGCGUUUUUCUUUUUGCUUCGUUACUUUAUGAGGUUUUGUUUUGGGACAAUUACGGGUGGGUAUACCCCGUAGGCAGGUUUUAUAGCUCAGAUAGCUGCAUCAUUGCACGAUUUUUUCUUUCCC